Molecule: messenger RNA, 1154 nt
Organism: Ostrea edulis (European flat oyster)
Lineage: Eukaryota; Metazoa; Mollusca; Bivalvia; Ostreida; Ostreidae
Product: interferon-induced protein 44-like
Exons: 7
Coding region: 1-1125 (374 amino acids)
Source: RefSeq, a predicted model, not a curated record
AUGGGGGGCCAACGUUCGGGGGACGAGCUACUGGUGGUGGGAGUAUCUCUAACUGGCAAGAGGCAGCUUGUUUUAGCGAACGGAAAAAAUGGAAAUAGAGUCCUUGGUUCACAAAGUAGUUUUGCAUUGAAUGGAGAAGAGCAUUUGGGAAGUAAUUAUGACAGAUGUGUCUUUAAUGAGGAAAAGAAUUUCAAGUUGGAAUUACAGCAAUCAGAUGAUGAAUCGUUGUCCGGGGGAGAUUUCAAUGUCAGAGAUCUAGAGGUGUAUCUUGUUAAGGAAUGGAAAAUUCCUGCAAAAAGUGUAGCAACUGCUCAACCUUGGAGAGAAGUGCCCCUCUGGAAUUCCCCGUCUCUCCUCUCCCUUCAAGAUUACGUAUCGAAAUAUCAUCCUAUUGAAGAUACAAGUGUAACCAAUGUAAAUAUUUUACUGCUUGGUGAAGUUGGAGCUGGAAAAUCGAGUUUUUUCAAUACCAUUAACUCAAUUUUCCGUGGAGAAAUCACAUCACGGGCAUGUGCAGGAAGUUCCAAACACAGUUUGACAACAACGCUAAGAAAGUACAGAGUUCGGGACCCGAGUUCCGGUCAGUAUCUGAAUCUAAGACUGUGUGAUAUGCGUGGAUUAGAAGAGAGCGAAGGCGUCAAGACACAAGAUAUUGCCUUGGUUUUAGAUGGCAACAUUCCGGAACAUUACCAGUUUAACCCAGCCUCUCAUGCUACACCUAAAUCUCCUGGAUUUAAACGAGAUCCUGAACUGCAGGACAAAGUCCACACGGUGGCCUUUGUGAUAGACGCGAGUACCAUCAACGUUAUCAAUACUGCAGUCAUCCACCAAAUGAAGGAAAUCCAGAGCUUGAUUAUUGAGAGGGGUAUACCACAGGUCAUCUAUUUGACAAAGCUUGACAAAAUCUGUACUGAUAUUGACAAUGACGUAAAACAGAUCUUCAUGAGUAGCGCUUGCAAACAAGCAGUGGAUACGGUUGCUGACGUCAUAGGAGUUCCCAGAUCGCAUGUUUUUCCCGUCAAGAAUUAUGAGAAAGAAAGUCGACUUCACACGCCAAUCGAUAUUUUGGCUCUCUCAGCAUUGCGCCAAACUUUGGUAUUUGCGGAUGACUAUUUAGAAGACUAGAGUGAAAUUGCAGAAAGAAUGUCUAUACA